Saprolegnia parasitica CBS 223.65 is the source of this 2943-nucleotide messenger RNA. RefSeq lists its product as hypothetical. Gene Ontology annotation, cellular component: catalytic step 2 spliceosome; U4/U6 x U5 tri-snRNP complex. Bases 50 to 2908 code for a protein of 952 amino acids. The transcript has 3 exons. The record is from RefSeq and is a predicted model, not a curated record. NCBI's taxonomy places the organism in Eukaryota, Oomycota, Saprolegniomycetes, Saprolegniales, Saprolegniaceae. Gene Ontology annotation, molecular function: protein binding. Gene Ontology annotation, biological process: mRNA splicing, via spliceosome; spliceosomal tri-snRNP complex assembly.
CAGUAUUUAGGAUUAUCACGGCCAGCGCAGUUGAUUGAACGGCGCAGCAAUGUUCCGUCGGGUGAAGGCGUUCGACCAGGCGGCGCCGGCCAACUAUGUCGCCGGUCUCGGGCGCGGUGCGAUCGGCUUCACGACGCGGUCCGACAUCGGCCCCGCGCGGCCAGACGACCCCGUGGACAUGCUCGGCGCGAUGGGCCGCGGACGGGGCACGGCGCCGCCGCCACCGCCGGGCGGCCUCAUGAUGGGCGGCAUCCCCAUUGGCAUGCCUGGUGGCGGGCGUGGCUCUGGCACAGCUGGCGUCGGCGGCUUUGGCCGCGAGACGGACGAGAGCGGCGACCGCGGCGACUACAGCGAGACUAACUACGACGAGUUCUCGGGCUACACGGGCGCAGGCCUUUUCAACGACACGCCGUACGACCAGGACGACGCAGAGGCCGAUGAUAUUUAUGCCAAGAUCGACGAGCGCAUGGACUCGAAGCGGAAGCGCCGGCGCGAGAUGAAGCAGCUCGAGGACAUCAAGAAGGCGCGGCGCGAGCGCCCCAAGAUCUCGGACCAGUUUGCGGACCUCAAGACGACGCUCUCGACCGUGAGCGACGCCGAAUGGGAGGCAAUUCCCGACAUUGGCGACCACUCGCUGCGCUACAAGCAGCAGCGCCGCGCCGAGAUCUACACGCCGGUGCCCGACAGCCUCCUCGACGCGCGGGCGCAGACGACAAACACGGUCGUUGGCACGGACACGCCGAGCGGCCUCGCGUCGACGGUCGGCGGCAUGACGUCGUCGUUCACGGGCCUCGCCGAAGCGCGCGGCGCCGUGCUCUCGCUCAAGCUCGACAAGAUGUCCGACUCGAUCUCGGGCCAGACGGUCGUCGACCCGAAAGGGUACCUCACGGACCUCAACAGUCUCAAGAUCACGAGCGACGCCGAGGUCGGCGACAUCAAGAAGGCGCGUCUCCUCAUGCGCAGUGUGACGCUCACCAACCCCAAGCACGCGCCGGGCUGGAUCGCGGCCGCGCGCCUCGAAGAAGUCGCGGGGAAGCUCGUCCAAGCGCGCAGCCUCAUCGCGUCGGGCUGCGAAGCGUGUCCGACAAGCGAGGACGUGUGGCUCGAAGCCGCGCGCCUACAGACGCCUGAGAACGCCAAGAAGAUCCUCGCGACCGCCGUCCGCCACGUCCCGACCAGCACCAAGGUGUGGCUCGCGGCCGCCAAGCUCGAAGGCUCGGACGACGCGACAAAGCUCGUGCUCCGGCGCGCGCUCGAGUUCAUUCCGGGCGCGGUCGCGAUCUGGAAAGCCGUGAUCGAGCUCGAAGACGCGGACGGCGCGCGGCUCAUGCUCGGCCGCGCGGUCGAGUGCGUGCCCGAGUCGGUCGACAUGUGGCUCGCGCUCGCACGCCUCGAAACGUACGACCAUGCGAAGCGGACGCUCAACCGCGCGCGCACGACGAUCCCGACCGACCCGACGAUCUGGAUUGCGGCCGCCAAGCUCGAAGAGGCCAACGGGAAAGGCGCCAACGUCGACAAGAUCAUCCAGGCCGCGCUGCGAUCGCUCUCACGCAACGACGUGGUCAUUGACCGCAACACGUGGCUCCAGGAAGCGGAAGCAUGCGAGCUCGCGGGCGCACCGUUGACAUGCGCUGCGCUCGUCCGCCAAACGCUCAACUUGGGCGUCGAAGACGAGGACCGGAAGCGCACGUGGAUGGACGACGCCGAGACGUUCACCGCCCGCAGUGCGUUUGCGACGGCCAAGGCCAUUUACGCGCACGCGCUCGAGACGUUUCCGGCCAAAAAGUCGAUUUGGCUCCGCGCGGUCGCGCUUGAGAAGCAAAUCAACACGCCAGCGUCCAAAGCCCACGCGAUGGAGCUCCUCGUCGCGUCGAUCGCCGCGUGCCCGCACUGCGAGCUGCUCUGGCUCAUGGCGGCGAAAGAAGCGUGGCUCCAAGGCAGCGUCGAGGACGCGCGCUCGAUUCUGCGCAGAGCGUUCAGCGCCAACCCCAACAGCGAAGAGAUCUGGCUCGCAGCCGUCAAGCUCGAGUGGGAAAACAACGAGAUUGCGCGCGCACGGGCCCUUCUGGCGAAGGCGCGGUCGGUCGCGCCCACGGCCCGCGUCUGGAUGAAGUCGGUGCUCCUCGAGCGCGAAACAGAGCGCGGCGCGGCCGAAGAGGACCUUCUCAAGUCGGGCAUGGCCAACUACAAGAGCUUUGAUAAGCUCUACAUGAUGGCCGGCCAGUUUUACGAAGACCACGAGCAGUGGGAGGCGGCGCGCCAGGCGUACCGCGACGGGAUCGCCGCGUGUCCCAAGUCGGUGCCGCUCUGGCGCCUCUCGAGCCGCCUCGAAGAAAAGCUCCAGGGCGCGACAAAGGCCCGAUCGGUGCUCGAGGUGGCGCGCCUCCGCAACCCGAAGAACGACCUCCUCUGGCUCGAAGCCAUUCGCCUUGAGGGCCGGCACGCCAACGUCAAGGGCCAGGAAAACCUCCUCGCCAAGGCGCUUCAGGACUGCCCGGACUCGGGGCUCUUGCUGGCCGCGUCGAUCGACAUGGCGCCGCGGACGCAGAAGAAGCGCGUGUCCCUCGAGGCGCUCAAGAAGAAGGACAACGACCCGUCCGUGUGUCUCUCGGUCGCCAAACUCUUUUGGCACGAGCGCAAGAUCACCAAGGCGCGCAAGUGGCUCGAGCGCACGGUGCAGCUGAACCCCGACUUUGGCGACGGCUGGGCCACGUACUAUGCGUUUGAGCUCAAGGACGGCAACGAGAGCCAACGAAGCAGCGUGCUCGAGCGCUGCGUGCAGGCAGAGCCGCGCCACGGCGAGCUCUGGUGCGCGAUCUCCAAGCAAACAGCCUAUCGCAAGAAGCCGACGCGCGAGUUGCUCAAGCUUGUCGUCGCGUCGCUGCCCGUGCUGCAGCAGGAUGCGUAAUGGACUCAAGCACACAUACACAAGUUCUCCGUCGA